AUGCCACCCAAAAAUAGGAAUCGGGCCGCGACUGCUGACAGCGCCGCUAUCGCCUCUUCUGGCGCCAAACUAAUUAACAACCCCAAAAGUAACAGUAGCGGUGUAAAGGGAAAAAAUAACAACAAAAGUGCCCCCGUUGCAGCGAAGGCAAGAAGGCAAAGCGAAGCGGACGAUUUUGAGCGAGUACUGGCAGAUCUGAACCGAGCCACAGCCGCCGUGGGAAAGGAGCGGGAAAAGCAGGUAAAGCGCGAGAAACCACGUAAGGAGCGACAUGAGGAUGUCCGCGCCUUGGCGCAGAAACCGGAAGGAAUAGAUGAGGAAUUCAGCAUGAUGUUACGCAAGAAACAACAACAGAAGCAGUUUCAGCAACUAAUCCAGCAGCUGCUGGCAGCGCGGAGUCCAUUUCUCGACGCGCCAGAGAAGGAGGUGCGUUGUGAAGUGGCGACGGAGAACCCGAAUUUUGAUGUGGCUGUGGGUGAAAUGCAAGGCUGGCGGGUGAGUAUGGAAGAUAAGCAUGCCAUUGAUGUUACUUUUCCCUCUGGAGCAAAGGACAGCAAGGAGGGGUUCUUUUGUGUCUUUGAUGGUCACUCGGGUGACGGGUGUGCCAAGAAAUGCAGUGAACUCAUCCCAAAAGUUUCACGUGCCCACAUGGUGGAGCAUACGGACGGUUUUAUGGAGAUUGACUUUGAGGCAGCGUACAUGGAAGUGGACACACUUUUAGAAAAGGAGCUGACGGAUCAGUCUGGUUGCACAGCAGUGACGGUACACAUCACACCAACACGCAUUACAUGCGCCUCCGUGGGUGACUCCCGUGCUGUACUGUGCCGUAAUGGAAUAGCCGUUGCGCUCAGCGAAGAUCACAAACCGGACAGGGAAGCGGAGCGAGCCCGUAUUGAAGAGGCUGGCGGCCACGUUGCGGAAAACCGCGUGAAUGGUCAGCUGGCUAUGAGUCGGGCAAUGGGUGAUUUCACAUACAAGACACAGAAGGAACGUGGCCCACGGCAGCAGUUGGUAAUUGCCGUGCCUGAUGUGGUAAUGGUCAAUCGUGAGGCCGAUGAUGGGUUUGUGGUACUUGCCUGCGAUGGCAUCUUUGAUGUAAUGAGCAACGAUGAGCUCAUCAAGGCAGUGCUUAUCAGGAAGGCUGAGAAUAAACCAAAUAGUGUCAUCUGCGAAGAAAUUUGCCACGAGUGCCUGGCGCCACCUGCGGAGGAGGGCAAGUACGCACCGCGGCCGGAGGGUACGGACAAUAUGACAAUAAUGAUUGUGGAUCUUAAGUAG
Molecule: messenger RNA, 1278 nt
Organism: Trypanosoma brucei brucei TREU927
Lineage: Eukaryota; Euglenozoa; Kinetoplastea; Trypanosomatida; Trypanosomatidae
Product: protein phosphatase 2C, putative
Exons: 1
Coding region: 1-1278 (425 amino acids)
Biological process (GO): protein dephosphorylation
Molecular function (GO): protein serine/threonine phosphatase activity
Source: RefSeq, a predicted model, not a curated record